AGCUUCUUUAGUUCUGAACACUCAUUUCGCUAGGGUUUAGGAUUUUCUUCAUCGCCUCAUCUGCGUCGUCGGCUUCUACGCUUCCUAAAGUACCCACAAACCCUCACCAUGGCGGAACAGACGGAGAAGGCGUUCUUGAAGCAGCCCAAGGUGUUCCUCUGCUCGAAGAAGUCGGGGAAAGGGAAGAGGCCUGGGAAAGGAGGCAACCGAUUUUGGAAGAGCAUCGGGCUGGGGUUCAAGACUCCAAGAGAGGCUAUUGAAGGUACAUAUAUAGAUAAGAAAUGCCCAUUCACUGGGGAUGUUUCCAUCAGGGGUCGCAUCCUUGCCGGUACCUGCCAUAGUGCCAAAAUGAUGAGGACCAUCAUUGUUCGGCGGAAUUACCUGCAUUUUGUUAAGAAAUACCAAAGAUAUGAGAAGAGGCAUUCAAACAUUGCAGCACAUAUAUCCCCAUGCUUCCGUGUGAAAGAGGGAGACUAUGUCACCAUUGGCCAGUGCAGGCCAUUGUCAAAGACAGUAAGGUUUAACGUCUUAAAGGUGAUACCAGCUGGUUCUUCAGGAGGCGGUAAGAAGGCAUUUGCUGGAAUCUGAGUUCUCCCUUGUGAAAGGUCUCAGAAGUAUCAGAUUUGAAGAGAAUGGUGUUAGAUGGAGCUUUUCCCUCCUGACGAUACUUCUUUUUUAUUCUUUUGUUGGCUCUUCAAAAUAUGAAAGUGUUCAUGACUUGUUUUAUGUUUCCUUUCAAUUAGUUACCGAGUUUUGCCUUGUCGAUUCAAUUUUUCAGUGAGAUACUUGUAGUUGUUUCUACGUGUGGUUUUGUUAUGCCCAAAGAACCGUGCAGAUGUAGUUCGGCCUUGA
Messenger RNA from Juglans regia (Persian walnut), 852 nucleotides. RefSeq names its product 40S ribosomal protein S11-like. Gene Ontology annotation, biological process: translation. The transcript is spliced from 6 exons. Gene Ontology annotation, cellular component: cytosolic small ribosomal subunit; ribosome. The record is from RefSeq and is a predicted model, not a curated record. Gene Ontology annotation, molecular function: structural constituent of ribosome. Lineage: Eukaryota; Viridiplantae; Streptophyta; Magnoliopsida; Fagales; Juglandaceae. Bases 109 to 588 code for a protein of 159 amino acids.